Messenger RNA from Drosophila sulfurigaster albostrigata, 4476 nucleotides. It is a transcript of the gene Epp, whose product is annotated as ecdysteroid-phosphate phosphatase. Gene Ontology annotation, molecular function: protein binding. Lineage: Eukaryota; Metazoa; Arthropoda; Insecta; Diptera; Drosophilidae. The record is from RefSeq and is a predicted model, not a curated record.
UAAUCUAGUCACACUGCCAAAACGAAAAACAAAGUAAUAGAUUUUUUGUAGUAACAUUUGCACUUAAUCAAAGCAAUAAACAUCAAUAAAAAUCUAACAACUGGCGCAAAAAAUUGUGUGCACCGAAUCAGGCAUUGUCGGAGUAAGCGCAAGAUAAGCAAAAAUGGCAACGCUACCGCCGCGUAAGAACCAAACGCCAACGCGAAUCUGCAGCAGCAUGAAACCGCACCUGACCCCGCUCCAAACAUUACUCCAAAUGGGCUUCCAAAAGCACAGAGCGUAGAAAAAAGCUUUGGCUUCGACGGGUAAUCGGGGCGUGCAAAUUGCAUCGGACUGGCUGUUGGCGCACGUCAACGAUGCCACCUUGGACGAAUGCGCACCACGAGAGUACAUCAUCUACGCGUGUCCCACGGGACCAUUUCUGCAGCAGCUCGAGGAAUUCUGGGCGAAGUCGCGUCAAAUGUGCGGCUGGAAUGGCGCCCACAAUUAUGUGCCGCAUAUAACGCUGGUGUCGUUCUUCAAGGCGCCCGAUGAAUGCUCGCUGCAGCUGUCGAAGGCUCUGAAGCAAGUGGUGGACAUGACGGGCGCUUUGUUGGAUCGCCCCAUCAAGCUGGAGCCGUAUAUGAGCCAGAACUUUAUGGGCUUCUUUGUGGCCGAAGAUGAUGCGAACUAUUUGAAGCGACUGGCUUUGCAAUAUGUCAAGGAGGUGUCCAAUUCAAUUAUAAGCGACACUUAUGAGCAGCUGGAUGCUAUUGUCGCCUGCUUCCCUUGGUGCGGCGCCGUCUCCUCGGGCACUCGCUGCAUUCCACGCAGCAGUCGAUCGAUCUCACUCGAGCCACACGUUAAGAGUCUGCACCUGACGCUCGCCUAUCAGUUCCCGCAGGCACAAUUCAAUGCACUGAAAUCACUUGUGGAAACUCUCGACGCCAGCUGCGCAUCCAAUUGGGAGCUGCGUCUCUAUUCCCGCGAUCCACGACUCGCCACCAAACAAGUCAAAAAAGUGGUCUAUCCACACAAUCCACACGAGACGGAUGAGCUGGAGUUGCGCAUCGGCGACUACAUCUACUUGAACAGCGAGGGCGUCGAUAGCUCCAGCGACGGUUGGGCCGAGGGCAUCUCCUGGCUCACAGGCAGCACCGGACACUUGCCUGUCAACUACACCGAACGCACUGCGGAAUCGGAUGCUUGGACACUGCAUCGUGUAGUCCAACUGUCGAAGAGCGUGGCAUCAUCGCUCAACUCUGCCGAGGAUCUGGAUAUUGUGGACGGACGCAGCAUCUCCACAGAGCCCGAGGAGCGUCAACGCACUCAGCAUCCCGAGAUCAUUGAAGGCUCGUCAUUCGAGGAGUCGGAGCAGAGCGUCGAGAAGUAUUUGCGACAGACACUGCAGCCCUGCUUGGAGUUGCCAUCACUCCAGCUGCAGCUCAACAGCCACAACUUGUCGCAUCAACACAAUCCGCAUACGCCAACCAUUGAGAUUACCACCAACAUGUCUUCGUUGUCCACAUCGCACUCGGCGUCCAAGAACGUCGAUGAGAUUAUGGUGGAGCCACCGGUCAUGCAGCCACCCAGGCCCGACGAUACGUUGAGCGUGCACUCGGCAGAGCAGGAGCACGUCUCGCAGCCAACGAGCUCCACGCCGAAUCGCAAGGUGUACAUUAUGCGACAUGGCGAGCGCGUUGACUUCACCUUUGGCACUUGGAUCCCGUACUGUUUCGAUGAGUUUGGCAGCUACAUGCGCAAGGAUCUGAACAUGCCCAAGGUGCUGCCACAACGCAAGCACAGUCCCGAGGGCUGGCAGAACGAUUCGCCGCUCACCAAUGUAGGACUCUAUCAAGCACGGCUCACGGGCGAAGCGUUGCACGAGGCGCAGGUGCAGAUUGAUCAUGUCUACUGUUCGCCUUCGUAUCGUUGUGUGCAGACUUGCACCAGCGCCUUGGAGGGUCUUCAACUCAAUGGCAAGCACAAGAUUAAGCUGGAACCCGGACUCUUUGAGUGGAUGGCCUGGUAUCCCAAUGGUGUGCCCGAUUUCUUGACCAGCAGCGAGUUGACCGAGGCCAAGUACGACAUUGAUUUGAGCUACACGCCUGUGCAGCAGACGAGCGAGUUGACAGCACAGCUCAAGGAGUCCACAGAACAGUUUUACACGCGCAAUCACGAAGUGCUGUUGCAGCUGCUGGAACGAACCACUGGCAAUCUGCUGAUUGUGGCACAUGCCACCACGCUGGACACGUGCUCACGCCAGUUGACGGGGGGCGUGGCUCGGAACACCAACGAACUGCGUCAGGUGAUACACAAGAUACCCUAUUGCAGUCUAGUCACUGUGGAGCAGCAGCUCGAUGGCGUCUGGAAGCUGGUGGAGCCCGAGUGCUUGCCGGUGACCCAUUCGAAAAAUCCGCGCUUCGAGUGGAAUGCUCUAUCGACCACCUAGUGCCCGUGCUUGGAGCAGUUUCUCUGCACGCAUUGAGACUGAGCGCUUCACGACACUUGACUUUGACCAAAACACACGGACAGAGAGGAAGAGAGAGAGAGAGAAUCACACACAUCGGCAACAUAUUCCCUUCAAUACGUAAAUUGUUAAGUUUAUGCUAAAGAAUGCUUGUUUAAGUUAUUAAUUUUGUAGUUGGUUGAGUUUCCCCCUUUUUUGCGCUUUAAACACAAACACAUAAUAAGUGGAUCACAGCUUAUUUCAACCAUUACCAACGAACAACUUUAAAUCAUUAUACUGCAAUUCUCAGCGAAAUACGACAACGUUACCCAACACUAAUGAAACACAGAAACAUUCACAUUGUUCUCAAACAAAUUUUAAACAUCUAAUUGAACAUUUAAAUUUGCUGUUGCGAAAGAAACUAAGGUAUUGAAUUUAUUUAAACGCAAAAGUUUAGUUGAAUGUCCGUUGUUGGUGGUCGAAAUAAGCUCUGAUCCACUGUAAAUAUGAUGGUUAAAUAUUUAGGCAUAAUAUGAUGAAUUAACUGCUGAAGUUUUCAUACGUUUUAUAUAUGAAAGAAAUGAUUAACGCAAUUAACGCAAUACAAUAAAUACCAUGUAUACAAUAUAUAUAUUAAAUAACAAAAACAAAAAUUAUAGUUAGCAAUUAAUGUUAAGCGACUUGUUAUGCUUUAGCUUGGCCCGUUGGCGUCCCAUAUUAAUUUAGUAAUGAAUUCCAUUGAUUGCGCCUACUUUUCAUUGGCCUUAGCGUAGUUCUAGCGCAUUUUUCCACAAGCAAAAUACAUAUUAUAUAUAUCUUAUAAACCCAGAGGCAUAAUCGUACUGUAGUUUCUAUAUCAGACUUUAUAUAGAGUGGCAAUUAUAUUGGCCCGAUCGUAGUUAAUAAGCGACAAACAUUGUAACGCACAACACACACACACAUAAAUUUAAAAGACAACAACAAUAAAUUUAUAUACAUACAUAUACAAAACAUAUAUGAGAAGAUGUCGGGAGAUCAAAUCGAUUGGAUUUAUGUUGCGGCUCUGCAGAAAAAAGCCGACGUUUUCAUUUUAUUUAUUGCGCAUUGAAUUAGUAAUUUUUAAAACUAUGAAAUAUAUUUAUAUAAUUGUUGAACUAUUUAAUUGAAUUAUUUUAUUUUCUUUUUUUGUUUUGUUUUUUUCUUUCUUUUUUGUAUUGGUAGUUGUAAUAUUUAUACAUACACAUGCAAUUAUAUGUACUUGUUGUUUAGUUAAUCAUAUUUCUUCACUUCUCUCUUCUUCAUUUAUUGUUUUGUUUAAAGAACUUAAAAUACAAAUAUUUGUUUUGAAUUUGAAAUGAAUCGUUUUAUAGAGUAAUAUGCAUUAAAACAUUAUCUCAAGUGAACGUUAAGUAGUUUAAGCAUUUCUCUUCAUCUCCGUGUAUAUAAUCAUAAAAAGUACUUUAAAAUUCUCGCUCACCACGCUUCUUCUUCGGAAAUGUGUGGCAAACGCGUCAUAAGACAAAGAAAGAAUACAAUAUAUUUGUUGUAUUUGUUGAAAUCAAAAUCUCCGGGGCAACGAUGCGAUCUCAGGUGAAGGGAAAACUGCCGCCGCCGCUGCUACUGACGCUGCUGCCAAAGAAUCCCAUGCCCUGGCUCAACUGCAGGCCCAGCAAGAGCAGCAGCAGGACGAACACAACGCUUGCCCGCAGCCAGGAUCAUUGCUCCUCCUCAUCCUCCUCCUGCGACUGUUAGCACUGCACCUUGCCGUACUGCUGAGCGCCGCCGCGUCGCUCCAAGUGCUCGCGAUACUCCUUGUAGUGCAUCUGGAUCUCCUGCGAGCGAUAGCGUGUCAACUUGAUCGACUUGCGCAGCUCCUGGGUGAUCACAGCACCGCGAUAGCCGCCCUUGCGCAACAGCGAAUCAAUCGUCUGCAACUGAUCCCAGCCCUGUUCGGUGGCCACUUGCGGCAAAUAGGUGGCUGUGCGCUUCAGGCCGCGCUCGGUCAAGAACUCAAUGCGUAUGCCAUGCACACCCAGCUGCCAGUCCAGAUGUCCCUGGGCCUCUUCGAA